UGAACGGACGCGGGAGUCGGAACGCUGGACUGCUGGACGCACAUCACACAUUCGGCGUCCGCGGACACGGCGAGGUGCGCCCUGCGCCGUCUCGGUGUUAACGAGCUGCGAGUGUCGCUCCAGUUUGUCGUCAUUGUCGUCGUCGUCGUCGUCGUCGUCGCCUGUCAGGCCUGUCAAGCCAGGAUGCCGUUCAUAUCCAAGGACUGGCGCAGCCCAGGCGAGGAAUGGGUGAAGACGGUCGAGGGAUGGGAGAAAAAGAAGAUCCUCGAAUGCGCCAACAAUAAAACCCUCUCGCUUCUCCUACGCGGCGAAAAAGAUGCCGGCGAUAAGAAAGAGAAGGACAAGAAGAAAGAAAACGCCGUCCAACCACAUUGUCACAUCACGCUAAAGUGUACACGCGAGAUCGCUGGCUUCAAUGGCCUGAGCGACGCCUUGAAAAGGCUGGAUUUCCUAUCCGCGGUACACGAUUGCCGUCGAUUCAAUUACAUAGUCCGUCUCCUGGAUCUCUUGGUCAGUCACAGAAUGGGCGGUCUUAGUGGAUGCGCGCAAAGAGUGCUCUUCAAUAUGCUCGAGGAAGUCGCUCUGGAAGUGUCAUUGUCGCAACAACAGACAGGAAGAUUGCGGCGUCUUAUAGAAAGAGUUCGAGCCUUCAGCGCUGGCUGCUGCUGGGGUGGCAGACCCUUGGGUUCCGUUAUCCUGUGGGAGAAACAUAAAGCAGCUCUGGAAAGAAUAUUGCAAAUCGCUUCAUCAAUCACUAUUACCCAGCCGGACGAGGAGCAGCAACCUCAAUGGUCGGAUCUGCCGCCUGAGUGCCGUCGAGAGAUCCUUCUACGCUUGAGCGACCCUCGAGACAUCGAAGCUUCUUCCGAGGCGUGCGAACACCUUGCCGUUCUAGCGCAAGAACAGCGAAUCUGGCGCGAACUUGCCCAAUAUCAUUUUACGCCACAGCAAAUUGCUACCACCAGACAGAAUAAUCCGGGGAAAGACUGGAAAACCAUAUUCACUAUCGCUCGGAGAUUGUUCGGAUUGCGAGAGGAAUACGCCGAGAUGAUACAGUUAUGCCGUAAUUGCCGCUGCUUAUUCUGGCGGUCGCUGGGUCAUCCCUGCAUCGCAGAUCAGGAUCCCGCGUUUCAAGAGAAACUGGCGGACGUCGACCAAGCAUCUCUCCAUGUGCCGAUCCCUCCGCAGACCUUUCUGAAAUUUUUCUCGCUGUGAAAGCUUUCGAGACACGAUUAUGUCGUAAGAGCUCAGAAUGAGUGGUGUAUGUGCGGAAAAAAGCGGAAGCUGCUACGUAACUGCCGCUAUGAAUGAUUGUUGCUUGACAGGAUAAAUGCUAUACGUAUGAAAGAAAAUAAUAGAAUGACAUUUAAAGAUGUUGCGCUGCAUUUAGAGAGACUCUAAAACGUUACCUUCUGAAAAGAUAUAUUUAACUCGAAAUAUAUUCUCUAUUUGUUCUCUCAAUAUACUGUAUGAACCUGAAAGAUAGAUAUCGGUAUUAGGAAUACGUCCUUUGAGAAAUUCGACGCCGACCUUAAUAAAUAUCCAGAGGCCUACUUAUCUAAUGAACGAGCUUGAGUAUUUAAGAGGCUCAAAAGCUGCCCAGAGCCAGGAAAACACAAAGACACGUGUGCCUGCACAAACGCCACACGAUAUGUGAAUCAAUAUCUUCUGAAGUUCUAAUUUUAAUUGCUUCAUAAUUA
Trachymyrmex septentrionalis is the source of this 1700-nucleotide messenger RNA. RefSeq names its product F-box only protein 32. The coding region runs from base 184 to 1215 and encodes 343 amino acids. The record is from RefSeq and is a predicted model, not a curated record. The transcript has 7 exons. Gene Ontology annotation, biological process: protein ubiquitination. NCBI's taxonomy places the organism in Eukaryota, Metazoa, Arthropoda, Insecta, Hymenoptera, Formicidae. Gene Ontology annotation, molecular function: protein binding. Gene Ontology annotation, cellular component: SCF ubiquitin ligase complex; nucleus; cytoplasm.